Messenger RNA from Aspergillus tanneri, 1290 nucleotides. RefSeq names its product magnesium transporter CorA family protein. Gene Ontology annotation, molecular function: magnesium ion transmembrane transporter activity. Gene Ontology annotation, biological process: magnesium ion transmembrane transport; intracellular magnesium ion homeostasis. NCBI's taxonomy places the organism in Eukaryota, Fungi, Ascomycota, Eurotiomycetes, Eurotiales, Aspergillaceae. Gene Ontology annotation, cellular component: plasma membrane. The transcript has 3 exons. The coding region runs from base 1 to 1290 and encodes 429 amino acids. The record is from RefSeq and is a predicted model, not a curated record.
AUGAAUCUACCUCAGCCCUACAAGGCGAUGGGAUCUCCACAUCGCCAAGCCGACGAUUCCGGAGGAAUUGAUGGAAUUGAAACCAGGAAGCGCCGGCAUUCCUACGAGGUGAACCACAUAGUCCUGCAGCAGCGAAUCAAUGGGAACCAAAUGUAUCCUAUCGAGAUGAAGAGCCCCCGAUACACCUUCUUCACCUCGCAAACGCAGGAAGCCCAUGUCUUCUCCACAUGGGAAGACAUUCUCAACUCGAAGGUCCUCUCCCACCUGACGGUAAGCAUAAAGGUCCCCGGGGCCCCCGUCUGGUGGCUGGACAUUCGCGAUGCCACGCAACGAGACGUGGCGGUGGUGUCGCAGGCGCUGUCGAUCCAUCCGCUUACGGCGGAGGAUAUCGCUACGCGCGAGACCAGAGAGAAAGUCGAGGUGUUUCGUAACUAUUAUUUGAUUUCGUUCCAGACGCUGGUGUCUUUUGUGAAUGAUGAUAGUGAAUCUGUCGAUGCAGGAACAGGACAAGGACAAGGAUGUAUCCGCUCGUCCACUGCGUCGUCCAUUCCCUACUCAGCAGAAUUCUACAUCCUCGUUUUUAACGGUGGCACGGUGACAUUUUCCCCUAGUGGAUGUGGCCACAUGGCACGUGUGCAGGAUCGGAUUCGUCGAUUGCACGAUCCGUCUAUUUUAAGUAGUGACUGGAUCUGUUAUGCUCUGAUUGAUGACAUAGUCGACAGCUUCGAACCCCACCGCCAAGCAGCGGAAUACGAAUCUGAAGCGAUUGAAGACCAAGUCUUCAUUGCACGGGUCGAUGACGUGAAGUCGUUGAUUCCGCGAGUGGACAAGCUCCGCAAGAAGAUCACGCAUCUGACGCGUUGUCUCAGCGGAAAGGUAGACGUACUGAACGGGUUCGUUAAGCGGUGUCAGGCGAAAGAUAAGAGUCCCGUGUUCCCUGAUGGCGAGUUCAUCCUGUAUCUGGGCGACGUGCAGGAUCAUCUGGUGACCACGUUGCAGAGUCUGAUGCAUUUCGAUGAGAUCGUGAGUCGCUCGCAGUCGAACUGUCUGGCGCAGCUGAGCGCAAAUAACCUGCGGUUGAGUCUCAAUAUUAAUUCUGUCUUGAGUAAAGUGACCGUGUUGGCGACUAUCUUUGUGCCGAUGCAUAUGAUGACAGGCUUGUUUGGGAUGAACGUCAAUGUGCCGGGACAGGAGGUAGAUGGGUUGGGGUGGUUUUUUGGGAUCAUCGGGGGAAUGUUGUCUUUUAUGGUUAUUGCUUGUUCGGUGGCUUAUAAGUAUAAGUUGCUGUGA